Messenger RNA from Trachymyrmex cornetzi, 2292 nucleotides. RefSeq names its product ATP-dependent RNA helicase Ddx1 (gene Ddx1). Gene Ontology annotation, molecular function: ATP binding; nucleic acid binding; protein binding. Lineage: Eukaryota; Metazoa; Arthropoda; Insecta; Hymenoptera; Formicidae. The coding region runs from base 23 to 2212 and encodes 729 amino acids. The transcript has 12 exons. The record is from RefSeq and is a predicted model, not a curated record.
CAAGAAAAACAAUUGAAAAAGAAUGACUGCUUUCGAAGAAAUGGGCGUUUUGCCGGAAAUAGGCAAAGCAGUUGAUGAAAUGGAAUGGACACUACCGACAGAUGUUCAAGCUGAAGCUAUCCCAUUGAUUUUGGGUGGUGGCGAUGUACUCAUGGCCGCAGAAACUGGUAGUGGGAAAACUGGUGCUUUCUGUUUGCCUAUUUUACAAAUAGUUUGGGAGACCCUUAAAGAUUUGGAAUCUGGGAAAGGAGCUACUGGAGCUGUAGUUCAACAACCGACGCAUUGGGGUCUGAGUCUGUUUGAUAGAGGACGAGCCAUGGCAGUAACAACGGAUGGUUUAAGAUGUCAGAGUAGAGAACAAAAGGAAUGGCAUGGUUGCCGUGCAAAUAAAGGAGUAUCGGGAAGUGGCAAGUAUUUUUUCGAAGCAACAGUCACCGACGAAGGUUUAUGCCGAAUAGGCUGGUCUACUUCUCAGGCUGCCUUAGAUUUAGGAACAGACAAAUUUGGUUAUGGAUUUGGUGGUACAGGAAAGAAAUCAAAUGCGAAACAAUUUGAUAACUAUGGAGAGGCCUUUGGAAUGCACGAUGUGAUUGGAUGUUUUCUAGAUUUGGUGAAAGGCGAAAUAAAAUUUACCAAGAAUGGCAUGGAUUUGGGUGUCGCGUUUAUAUUAAAUGCACAGCAAAAAUCGCAGACUUAUUAUCCAGCUGUUGUAUUGAAAAACGCCGAAAUGGCCUUUAAUUUUGGAGCGCAACCGUUUAAGCAUUCGCCUCCAAAUGACUAUGUGGCUGUGUCUUCGGCUCCAAAAGAAUUUGUCAAGUUCAAUACUGUUAAUAGCAAUCAGAGUUCGUCUAAUGAAAGCGGUAAACAAAAAAAUAAUGCGCCUCAAGCGAUCAUCAUAGAGCCUUCUCGCGAAUUAGCUGAACAAACUUACAAUCAAAUUCAGAAGUUUAAGACACACUUGAAGGAUCCGACGAUCAGAGAGUUACUCGUCAUCGGUGGAAUAAGCGUAAAAGAGCAGAUUGCUGUUUUGAAUUCUGGCGUGGAUAUAGUAGUCGGGACUCCUGGACGAUUAGAGGAUCUCAUACAAGGCGGUUAUUUGUUGUUGACGCACUGCAGAUUCUUUGUGCUGGACGAAGCUGACGGACUACUAAAACAGGGUUACACCGAACUUAUCGAUCGUCUGCACAAACAAAUUCCGAAAAUUACGUCGGAUGGCAAAAGAUUGCAAAUGAUUGUGUGUUCGGCGACAUUACACGCAUUUGAAGUGAAAAAGAUGGCCGAACGUUUGAUGCAUUUUCCAACUUGGGUGGAUCUAAAAGGCGAAGAUGCAGUGCCUGAGACCGUACAUCAUAUCGUAGUAAUGGUAGAUCCGCAGAAGGACAAAUUAUGGCGUAACUGCAGGAAUUACAUAGAAACUGAUGGCGUGCAUGCAAGAGACGAGAUGAAUCGAACAAAUGAUAUUGCCUGUACGUUGUCGGAGGGUGUAAAGAUACUGAAGGGAGAGUACUGCAUUCGUGCUAUCAAAGAACAUAAAAUGGAUCGAGCAUUGAUAUUCUGUAGAACAAAACUCGAUUGCGAUAAUCUCGAAAGAUACCUGAAAAAAUCCGGUGGACAACAGUUUUCGUGCGUGUGUCUACACGGAGACAGAAAGCCCGGAGAACGUAAGGCUAAUUUGGAGAAAUUUAAACGCAAGGAAGUAAAAUUUUUGAUUUGCACCGACGUGGCUGCUAGAGGAUUGGAUAUCACUGGUUUACCUUUCAUGAUAAAUGUGACGUUGCCCGACGAGAAGUCUAAUUAUGUGCAUCGCAUUGGAAGAGUUGGUAGAGCUGAGAGAAUGGGUCUGGCUAUUUCUUUGGUCAGUAGCGUUCCAGAAAAGGUAUGGUACCACGGCGAAUGGUGUUCUUCUCGCGGAAGAAACUGCAGCAACACCAAUCUGACCGAUCAAGGUGGCUGUUGCACAUGGUAUAAUGAACCUCAAUACUUGGCAGAUAUUGAGGAUCACUUGAAUGUGACGAUUCAACAAGUCGGUCCAGACAUAAAAGUACCAAUGAACGAGUUUGAUGGGAAAGUCACAUAUGGCGAAAAGAGAAUGACGAUGGGUUCUGAUUACAAAGAUCAUGUCCAGCAAAUGGCCCCUGUUGUGACCGAAUUGGCAGCGCUGGAAUCCAGAGCGCAGCUUGCGUUUUUAAACAUUCAUAUGGCGGAGGGUUAAAGUGAAAUUACUCAAAGAUAUUUAACGACUGAAAUUCUAAUCGAGUCUCGCAAUUCUAGUAAUAUAGAAUUCUAUUCCAA